AUGCAGCCCUCUGUCUGUUGUUGGUCCUUGAAGAUAUGGAUGGUCCAGCUGGCCUUGAUGUUUCUCACUAUUCAAGGUGGGGUCAUAUCUGUAUAGAAUCAGAAUCCUAUUUCUUUGCAUCUCUGUCUACAGACGGUGGUUUGAAGCUUACACUACUACAGUUUAUGGGUUGAAUUGACGGUGUUGUCUCCUGUAUUUGUUCACCUUGGUCAUUAACAUUAACUCCAUUUUGUCUCCACCUCUUUCAGCUCAAAGCUGCACCAAACCCAUAGGAGGGCCAAACAUGGUUUUGUCAGAUGCCUUAAUCACUCAUGAGACAUUUGUAGACAGAGCAAAAGUCAAUUUUCAUUGUGCAAUUGGAUAUGCCAGUGCUGGACGGUCUCGAUCAGUCACCUGUACUGCUGGCGUGUGAAGUGAAACUGACAUGCAAAAGUAAUAUAAUUGUCUAAUUUUGUUCUGAAAAGUUACGCCAUAUUCUUGUAAAUGUUUUCAGUUUUUAGUUACCCACUCGCAACUUGCUAUAUUCAUUGCCCAUCAAUAGAUAUUAUUGAAAUACUAGCCUGGAAUUCGGACCUGUUUUGUGCUAACAUUAAACUCUUUGCCACUCUGUCAUUUUGAAAGUCUGACUGGUUUUCUCUGUGGUUGUUUCAGGGAAGUCGUGUGGCUCCCCAGGAGAAGGGAAGAACGGCCAUUUUGAUCUCUCUGAGGGGAUCUUGUUUGGUGACAAGGUUGUUGCUACCUGUAACACUGGGUCAGUGAUUUCCAAAUAGGCCUUCAUCAAACUUACACUCCCUAAAAGUUAAACAAAACGUGUUUGUUGUCCUAAAAGCAAAGCUCCAAAUACUGUCUCAUAUUGUCUAAUCUUUCUAUUUUUCAGCUAUAUGCUUGUGGGCAGCGAUGUAAGGACCUGUAUGGACGGAGGCUGGGAUGGCAGAGUUCCUUUAUGUGAAGGUUAGUCAUCUGAAGGAGCAUGUCAAGUCAAAAUAACAAUAACUUUAACAGUUCUGUGCUUGUGCCUAAAUCAAAACUCUUCGUAACUGAUCAUAACUGCUGUUGUGUUCUAAUCUGCAGUGGUGAAGUGUGGAAAGCCCCCCACCAUUGUCAACGGUGGGCCUGUUGUCCAACCUGAAGAGAUGUAUAACUAUGGAGAUGUUGUGCAAUAUGGCUGUGAGAAGGAUUACACUCUG
This is a messenger RNA of Coregonus sp. 'balchen', 1187 nucleotides long. Lineage: Eukaryota; Metazoa; Chordata; Actinopteri; Salmoniformes; Salmonidae. The record is from the annotation of a GenBank genome assembly.